AGGCCGAGCUCAGAAGUUGAGGUUACUGUUUGCGGCUCCAAACUCCAGGCUUGCAGGUUCAUCAUGUCCGGGCGCGGGAAGCAGGGCGGGAAGGCGCGCGCCAAGGCCAAGUCGCGCUCGUCGCGGGCCGGGCUGCAGUUCCCCGUGGGCCGCGUGCACCGGCUGCUGCGCAAGGGCAACUACGCGGAGCGCGUGGGCGCCGGCGCCCCGGUGUACCUGGCGGCCGUGCUGGAGUACCUGACGGCCGAGAUCCUGGAGCUGGCGGGCAACGCGGCCCGCGACAACAAGAAGACGCGCAUCAUCCCCCGCCACCUGCAGCUCGCCAUCCGCAACGACGAGGAGCUCAACAAGCUGCUGGGCAAGGUGACGAUCGCGCAGGGCGGCGUGCUGCCCAACAUCCAGGCCGUGCUGCUGCCCAAGAAGACCGACAGCCACAAGGCUAAAGCCAAGUGAGCGCCGAAGAACAGAAGCCGUGAAGUUUUAUUUCCAGAAACCCAAAGGCUCUUUUAAGAGCCACCUACAGUUCCAGAAAAAGAGCUGGAAUUACAUUGGUGUGAUAAGCCCAAAGGGGUUUUUGGAAUGCUUAUACUUGUCUCGGGUGUUUUUACAGUCACUGCACACAGAUCACCAACCCCACGAUUACUUCGGUCUAGGGUCGGGCUGACAGCGAUUCUAGGAAGCAGCUCAGCUCUUUCCCAACGAAUCCCGGCGCCUUGUGGGCAAUUUGAAACCCACCAAGGCGCUGGUACCUUCCCAUUCCGAAUCCAAGCGCCCCUCGCGCUGUUCCCCGGCUCAAACAGGGCAUUCACCAACAGACUGCAGAUCCCCCACGCACCUCCCCCUCAACUGUCCCCGAACGGCGGCAGCCACAGCAAUUGAGCCCGUUUAAGAAAAUGUGGGUGGCUCCUACAAGAGCCGUUGGUAUAAACGGGAAGCAAGAUUAUUUCCGUGUUGAUUGGCUCCGCCCCCUGCUCCGCUCCGGUCUGUGCUUCUGCGGGUGAAAUAGAAUGGGGUUUCUUUCCUAUUUAAUCUAUCACGAAAUCGGGGUUUUUUUCCUACAUCUGGGAGGCCGCGGGAGCCGCAGUUUUUCGCCUUGUCGCGAAAAGAGUUGGAUUUGAGUAGCUAGGGGACAAGAAAUGCCGAGUCCUGCCGCCAAACAGACCUCGAGAACGCGAAAGUUUAGUUUUUCUCCGCAAAUUAGAAUUUCUCCUUUAAAGUUAACGUGAGUCAGAAAACUCAGUAUUAAUCUUGAGAGGGUCCUUUUUACAUUAGAUAAAGCAAAUAGUUAGAAUCUCACUAUUUAAAAU
Oenanthe melanoleuca is the source of this 1307-nucleotide messenger RNA. RefSeq names its product histone H2A-IV. Gene Ontology annotation, cellular component: nucleosome. NCBI's taxonomy places the organism in Eukaryota, Metazoa, Chordata, Aves, Passeriformes, Muscicapidae. Gene Ontology annotation, molecular function: structural constituent of chromatin; DNA binding; protein heterodimerization activity. The transcript has a single exon. The coding region runs from base 64 to 453 and encodes 129 amino acids. The record is from RefSeq and is a predicted model, not a curated record.